Messenger RNA from Striga hermonthica, 1755 nucleotides. The record is from the annotation of a GenBank genome assembly. Lineage: Eukaryota; Viridiplantae; Streptophyta; Magnoliopsida; Lamiales; Orobanchaceae.
AUGUCUGGCUGUCUAGACGCCUACCUCAUCAUCCUUGGUAUUCCGCCUAACUCUUGUCGAGCUAUCCUCCGCCUGACACCCAUCCACGCCGGAGAAUUAGAAGAGAGGAUGUCAAGUGGUGGGACACAGAACAGUUUAAGGAAAACUCUUGGUACUCUGAAGGACACAACCACUGUUAGUUUGGCGAAAAUCAACAGUGACUAUAAGGAAUUGGACAUUGCGAUCGUUAAGGCAACAAAUCACCAUGAACGGCCUGCGAAAGAGAGGCACAUAAGAGCUGUCUUUGCUGCUAUAUCAUCCACCAGACCCCGAGCUGAUGUUGCUUAUUGCAUACAUGCCCUUGCUAGAAGAUUGUCGAAAACUCGUAAUUGGGCGGUUGCCUUGAAAACAUUGAUCGUCAUCCAUCGUGCAUUGAGAGAGGUGGACCCCUCGUUCCAGGAAGAAAUCAUCAACUAUGGUAGGAGCAAAAGCCAUAUGCUAAACUUGGCCCAUUUCAAGGAUGACUCCAGUCCUAAUGCUUGGGAUUAUUCUGCUUGGGUGCGGUCUUAUGCGUUAUUUUUGGAGGAAAGAUUGGAAUGUUUCAGAGUGUUGAAGUAUGACAUAGAGGCAGAUCGUGAUAAUAGGACAAAAGAUCUCGACACUCCAGAUUUACUCGAGCAAUUACCAGCUUUGCAACAACUACUUCACCGUGUGCUUGGCUGUCAGCCGCAAGGAGCCGCAACUCAUAAUUUCAUCAUUCAGUUGGCUCUUUCCAUGGUUGCUUCAGAAAGCAUUAAAAUUUACAACGCAAUAAGUGGUGGUGCUGUUAAUUUGGUUGACAAGUUCUUUGAGAUGCAAAGGCACGAUGCUCUUAAGGCCUUGGAUAUAUAUAGAAGAGCCGGCUUGCAGGCUGAUAGACUGUCUGAGUUCUACGAAAUAUGUAAAACCCUUGACGUUGGCCGUGGAGAGCGAUACAUCAAGAUUGAACAGCCCCCUGCAUCAUUUGUGCAAGCCAUGGAAGAGUAUGUCAGAGAAGCACCACGCAUGUCCACAGCUCGCAAAGAUCUCGCUGAUGAUAAGCCCAAAGCAGUUUUAGCAAUAGAGUACGUAAAUAGUUCGGAGGUGAAGAAAGAAGUGCGUCCACCGUCCCCGCCCGACCCUGAACCCGAACCUGAACCUGAGCCUGAACCUGUCAAAGUUGAAGCUCCUGCUUCAGAAUCCGCACCGGAUUUGCUGGGUCUAAGUGAGCCUAGUCCUGCUGCCUCGGAGUUGGAUGAGAAAAAUGCUUUGGCUUUAGCCAUUGUGCCAGUUGGUGGAACUCAACAUACGGGUCCCACUGAGCCAGUUCUGUCCAAUCAGACCUCAAACUGGGAAUUAGCCCUUGUAACUGCUCCAAGCUCUACCGAGUCCACUGCUGCUGCCAGCAAACUGGGUGGAGGACUGGAUAAACUUACACUCGAGAGCCUGUAUGACGACGCCAUGAGAAGAAACAACCAAAACACGAGCUACAAUCCAUGGGAACAAAGUGCCAUGAGCAAUCCCAUGAUGGGGCCUGGCCCGUUUUACUCCUCCACCACACCUUCUGUUGAGAUGUACAAUAACCAGCAACACGGUUUCCUUACGCCCCAUCAGCAGAUGAUGAUGAUGGCUGGCCCAUCACAACAGCAGGCGAAUCCUUUUGGAAAUCCAUAUGGUGUUGCCACUGCCCAGCCUUAUUCAGGACCAGCUAUGACUGUUCAGCAACCUUACAAUCCUUACAGUGCAGGUCUCAUUUGA